GUGUUCUUCAUUUCUGAAAACAGAUUCCAUUUCGAACAGAAAUUUCUCAUUCGAAGUCAUUGUACCAGUUAGCACUAGAGAUCGGCAGAGAAGAAGAUGAUGAGGCAAAGAGAUGCAGAAUCUGAGCUAAAUUUACCACCAGGUUUUAGAUUCCACCCAACAGAUGAAGAACUCAUGGUUCAUUACUUGUGUCGCAAAGUCACACAUCAAGCUCUGCCUGUUCGUAUCAUUGCCGAGGUUGAUCUCUACAAAUAUGAUCCAUGGUCACUUCCAGAUAAGGCUCUCUUUGGAACGAAAGAAUGGUACUUCUUUACUCCAAGGGACAGAAAAUACCCCAACGGUUCAAGGCCGAACAGAGCAGCCGGAAGAGGAUACUGGAAAGCAACAGGUGCUGACAAACCAAUCAAACCACCAGGUCAUCCUUCUAAUGUUGGAAUAAAGAAAGCACUAGUCUUCUACUCCGGUAAAGCUCCCAAAGGAAUUAAGACUAAUUGGAUUAUGCAUGAGUAUCGGUUAGCAGAAGAACCAAAUAGGUCAUCCAAGAAAAAUGGCAGUCUAAGGCUUGACAAUUGGGUUCUUUGCCGGCUAUACAACAAGAGGAACAACUGGGAGAUGAUACCGAAGGAACCGAAACUACAAGUGAUAGCUGAAGAAAAUAUGGAAUCAGCCAUGGGAUCAGAUAGUUUUACGAGUAUAGAAUCCGAAGUGGAGGAUGAUUUCCAUUCGGAUGAUCAGACUGUUGUUCCAAAUACUAGGCUGGAUAAUGAGCGUCAAAUAGCUGACAGCGAAUAUAAAGAGCCAACGACAACAGUAUUUUCUAGUGAUACUAGUACGGUGGUUACAGAAGGCUUCAAGUUAGAAAUGGAAGACGGAGAAAAUGACUGGUUUAUGGGACUGAAUUUGGAUGAUUUGCAGAGUUCUCUUUCUGAAUUUGAAUCAUCGAUGUUACCGACUACUCAUCACAACCAUCAGGGAUACUCGUUCUCAUGAGUGUGCCCUAUCCUUUCCACAUUUUUGAAGCAGCCUAACAGAAGAGUAUAAAGGAUAUUAGUAUUUGAUUACGCUCGACUCCCAAAUUUCAAGUCUCAAGGCCAUGUCAUGAACUUGUUGCAUCAUUGCUGUAUGAAACGUAUAAUCUACACUCUGUUAGAAAUAUAAAACAUUUUUUAGUUUUAAAUUUUUAUUUAUUAUUAGCAAAUUUUAGUA
This is a messenger RNA of Papaver somniferum (opium poppy), 1206 nucleotides long. Its product is annotated as NAC domain-containing protein 68-like. The coding region runs from base 97 to 990 and encodes 297 amino acids. The record is from RefSeq and is a predicted model, not a curated record. Gene Ontology annotation, biological process: regulation of DNA-templated transcription. Lineage: Eukaryota; Viridiplantae; Streptophyta; Magnoliopsida; Ranunculales; Papaveraceae. The transcript is spliced from 3 exons. Gene Ontology annotation, molecular function: DNA binding.